AGAUGAACAAGUCAUAUUUCCUCCAAUAUCUCUGGAGAAAUCAGGAAAAAUGUCUCCUGAGUUGCAGCAACCUGGGAAACAGGCUAAAGCAGAUGAUGUUCAACUUCCUGAUAUCCAGGAUACAGGUAAUCAGAGGACGGUCACACCCCCGGGGAGAGAAGGUGGUCAGAGGACAGCGGGUCCACCGGCAGGAGCUCCUGUGACACCCGGCCCAAAACAAGCACAAGAAGAUAAAUGCGACUCUUCUAUCAUGUCAGCUGACCAAAUGGUUGGAGAUGACCCAAGAGGGCAGGAUGCCGUAGAUAGUGCAGGAAAACCAUAUGAUCAGGAUCAAAAGAGCACUGGUGGUAGUAUUGAUUGGCACAGCCAAAAAGAUGGCUCUUGCGAUGGGGAGUCUCAAAAUUUGACUGCUGCCGAGCACUCUGAUGAGGAGCUGAGAUAUCGAACUGUAGGUGGUGAGAAGGAUGUGCUGCAACAGAGUCCUUCACUUCCUUUGAUCAGCUCGAAACCAACCCGUGCAGCAUUCAGCACCACAGACAAAGCUGGAAUGGAGACGAAGACACCAUUAAUGGACAGGCAACAAGAGGCACGAAUAGUUCCACAAGAAUCGAAAGGGGGCACCUCUGGGGAAGACAAGAAGUCAGUCGGUGUAGAGGAGGCUGCAGCCAUGGUCGAGGUGCAGGAAACAGUGGCAGACGCCACUCAGGAGGCAGUAGACGUACCUCAAGAUGUUGCUGAUGCUGACGGAGCACCUGGCCAAGUGACAGAGCACCAAACGGUACAGGGGGAGGAAGCUACUGAAGAACCGUCUGCUGAGGAAGCAGCAGCAGACGUUCAGGGAGAGGCAGUUGAAGAUGAAGCCGCAGAUGCCACGGAGGCUGAAGUUGAUGCAGAUGCCACACCUGCAACUGAGGAAGAAGCUGGUGAGACAGGAGAGCCACCUGCUGAAUCUGAAGCUGUGUCUGGUGGUCAGCAAGAAGAGGAGACUGCUGGACAAGGUGAGGCAGAGAUGGUUUCUGCUGACGUGGAAGAACAGGACACAGAAGGAGAGGCUGCUGAGGGAGAGCAACAGGCUGUAGAGCCUCAGACCGAGGGGGAAGGAGCAGAACAGCAGACUACAGAGGCUGCUCAAGACCAUGUUGAGAUGACAGAGGCUACUGAAGACCAGGCAGAGACCGCAGAGGCUACAGAAGACCAGGUUGAGGGCACAGAAGACCAGGUAGAGGCAACAGAAGACCAGGCAGAGGCAACAGAAGACCAGGUUGAGGGCACAGAAGACCAGGUAGAGGCAACAGAAGACCAGGCAGAGGCAACAGAAGACCAGGUUGAGGGCACAGAAGACCAGGCAGAGGCAACAGAAGACCAGGCAGAGGCAACAGAAGACCAGGUAGAGGCAACAGAAGACCAGGUAGAGGUGACAGAAGACCAGGUAGAGGUGACAGCAGAGCAGGGAGAGACUGUAGAGAGUGCCGGAGCGCAAGUGGAAGCUACAGAAGACCAGGGGGAAACCGCAGAGGGUGAUGCACAACAGGAGACUGCUGAAACUGGUCAAGCUGAGGAAGAGGCUGGGACCAGGUCCAAGCCCUCGUCGCCCACGCAGCAAGCAGAAGGUGACAAAGAGGCAGGAGAAGGUGGUGAGGGAGAGACUGAUGCACAGCAGGAAGGUGAGACGGGUGAGCAGGAGGUGGCAGCAGACGCACAACAUGAUGAGGAGAAGUCUGACCCUGAGAAGGGCGCGGCUGAAGUGACAGAGAAAGCAGAUACUGAGAAGGGUGAAAAAGAAUUAGUGCAAGAGCAAACUGAAGGAGGAGAGCAGGCUCCUGCAGAGGGAGAGCAGGCCACGGCAGAGAGUGACCAAGCCAAGGCAGAGGGAGAGCAGGCCGAGGUAGCACGCGAAGCUGGCCAGACACCUGGUGGGGAGAGUGAGGAGGAAGAGACGCCGCGACCUGAUGAGGAGGAGGACAUCGAUGCGGAUACCGGCAUCAAGAAGAUUGAAGAGGAAGACAGGAUCCCCGAGGAUUUCUAUUACAACUAUGAGGAGCACAUGUCAAAGGCUGUCAUCUCCGAGGAGUCGGGCCUACCACAGGAUAUGCUCACUCUAGACCAUUCGUUCGGUUACGACUGUCAGAAACGCUCCAAUCUUCAUCUCCUGGAUGAGAACACGGUCAGCUUCGUGGCAGGAAACAUGGUGCAGAUCCUAAACCUGAAGACGAAGGAACAGACGUACAUCAGGAGUACCUCAGGGGGCAGUAUCGGUGCCAUUGCUGUGCACCCGAGCAGGCAGUUUUUUGCCGUGGCAGAGAAAGGAGAGUGUCCAAACAUCAACGUGUAUGCAUACCCCUCACUCAAGCUCUACAGGAUCCUAAGAGGAGGCACAGAGUCUGCAUACGCAUUCGUCGACUUCAGUCCUGACGGCAAACUGCUUGCAUCAGUAGGAAUGGCGCCUGACUUCAUGCUGACUAUCUGGAACUGGAGACAGGAAGCGAUUGUGCUCAGAUCGAAGGCAUUCUCCCAGGAUGUCUUCAGAGUGUCAUUCUCUACGGAGCUUGAGGGUCAGCUUACAUCAUCGGGUACUGGACACAUCAGAUUCUGGAAAAUGGCUCACACCUUCACCGGCCUCAAACUCCAAGGUCAGAUCGGUAAAUUUGGUAAGACGGAGAUCUCCGACAUUGAAGGCUACGUGGAGCUCCCUGACGGUAAAGUGCUGUCGGGAUCUGAGUGGGGGAACCUGCUACUGUGGGAGGGCGGACUCAUUAAGGUCGAGAUCGGCCGGAAGAACAAGAAACCGUGCCAUAACGGUGUGAUCCAACAGAUAGUGAUGGAUGAGGGAGAGUUGAUGACAGUCGGCAUUGACGGAUGUAUCAGGGUUUGGGACUUUGAAUCAAUCGACACGGCUGAUGUGACUGAUGACUCGCCCAUCUUUGAGAUGGAACCAAUGAAUGAGCUGAAUGUUGGUACGGGAGACGUCAGGCUCAAGUCCAUCAUCAAAUCAGUUGAUGCUGAUGAACCGACACUCUGGUAUGCCCAGGAUGCCUACGGAGGGAUCUGGAAGCUGGACCUGUCCUUCUCUCACACAUCCCUCGCCCCGGAGAAGCUCAUGUCCUACCACGCCGGUGCCAUCUCUGCCUGUGAUACGUCACCAACGAGUCAUUUAGUCGCCACAUGUGGUGCAGAUCAGUCCGUCCGCGUUUACGACUACCUCUCAAAGAAUUUACUCAGCGAGGCCAAGUACAAUGCUGGUGGAACUAGUCUGCUGUGGGCUCCACAGAUCGUUGAUCCAAAGGGCAGCACCAUCAUCUCUGGGUACGAGGAUGGUGUUGUGCGAGUCCUACGCUUCCAUCGCAAAUCGGAAGAAGACACCGGCAAGAAAGUGAAAGAUGAAGCGAGUGCCAUCAUCCUGUUCCAAGCAUUCAAACCGCACACGCACAAGGUCUCCGCUCUUGCUAUUGACUCGAGGGGCGAGGUGCUGGCCACAGGGUCUGACGAUUGCACAGUGUUCUUCAUGACGGUCGGUAAUGAACAGGAGGAGUUCUACAAUCCCAUCGGGUUUAUAAAGGUGGCAGCACCAGUCACACACAUGCAAUGGUCACCGUCCAAGUUCGAUCGUAACACGCUGCUCGUCUUCAUGGCAAAUGGUCAGGUGACCGAGAUUGAAUGUCCUGAUCUCGACAACCUCGACUCCUCCAAGACGUACCAGAUCAGAGGAGUCCACAAACGAGAUUACAAAUUCGCCAGCGUCAAGUCAAAACUGCGGCAUGAAGAGGAACUCGAGAGGAAGGCAAAGGAAGAGGAGGAGAGGAAGGCUAAGGAAGAGGAGGAGAGGAGGAAGAGGAUUGAGAGAGGUUUGGAGACAGAGUCAGAACAGGGAGAUGAAGAAGUUUCAGAGGAAGAAAAGAAGAAAGAAGAGGAAGAAUGGUCACCGUUUAUUCCUGAGGAGCCAAGUCCUAUCCUUCAUGGUUUCUACGGGAAAGAGGAGGGAUCGUUCUGGCUGUCGAUGGGUGGCUUUGAUGCUGGAUACCUGUACGAGGGCAAGUUUACAGAUGAGCCUGCAGAAUCUCCAGCUGAGCCUCCUGCUGAGGUGGCAGAGGAGGAACCGAUCCAGUCCAUACCGGUCGCAGACUCUGCUGAUAUCCCUAUCACUUGUAUCAAAUUCAGCACGUCUGGUCGCCAGGUCAUCAUGGGAUUGGAGAACGGUUCUGUGCGCAUCCAGCCCAUUGAGCCUGAAGACAUGAAUGACCUGAGUACGAUCGGACCCCACUGGACUCUACCGAUGCACGACAACCAGUACGGCCAUGUCUCCAGCCUCGCUUUGAGUCACGAUAACAAGUACCUCUUCACGGUCGGCGCUGAUGGAAACUUCUUCACGUAUCAAGUGAUUGACGAUGCUCAGCUUGAGGAGAGGAUCAAACAAGAGAAGGCCAAGCUACCGUCAGCCAGGAGAGACCUAGAAGAGCGCCAUGUUGAUGACAUUGAUGACAUGAAUGCAUACAGCAUCGAGGACGCGCGUCAGAAGGCCGAGUACGACAGGAUGAUGAAGGUCGCUGACGAGAAGAAACAGAAUGUCCGCAAAACCAUUUCUCAGCUUCGGUUGCAGUUCAAGAAGUUAGUCGAAUCAAAUGAUGAACUGCCAAGGAAUCUGCAGCUGUUGAGGAUGGAAUUUGAAAUGGAUCCUGAAAUCAAGAAAGAGUUGGAGCGUCAGACGCACGACAAGAUUGCCUUGGUUGGCAAGGAGAUGGCGUGGGAGGCAGAGAAAUGUCGCAUUGCACUCGAAAAGUUACGACAGAGAUUCAAAGAUGUUGUAGAGUGUGAACGAAUCGUCCUGAAGUGCUUCCAGUCACCACAUGAAGUGUGUUCCUUCCGGGCGAGCAAUCUCUCCGAUGAAUUCUACAACCUGAAGGCAGAGAUGGAACGCCGUAGGACGACUUUCAUGUCGAGGGACGAGGUUAGCCGGGAUCCUACAAAAGAUUUACUCCGAGGUCAGUCAGGUAUGAUGGGCGGUGAUGACAAGAGCCAGACCAAGGACGACGGCGCUGAUUUGAAGGUGAAAACGACACUGAAAGGAAGCAUGGGCGAGCGUAUCACGAAGGCGCUCAAUAAAGUUGAGGAGAAGAAGAGAAAGAGGGCGCAGCGACGAGCCCAGUGGAACGAGCUCUACGGCAGCAAACCAGAUGAUAAUUACGAGGAUCCCGCCGACGUGGCGGCCAUUAGGGAGGCACAGGAGAACAUGGGCGACUAUAAACUCAAAACAGCUGAUGAUUACGUCGUACCAGAUCAUCUCAGGAUGAACGCCGAGAAAGCUCGCAACAGAUUAUUGAUCUUGAAAGAUCUGAUUCAUCAACAUAAAUACGACUUCAACCAGAAAUUCCUGGCCCUCCGCGACAAGAAGAUACAAAUCAUCGAAGAGAUUAAGGAGAUUGUUAUCAAACUUACUAAAGUCCAGAAGAAACUGUCUGCUGAGUUUACCAAGCCGCUGCCACACAUACCAGAGAUGCAUAAAGAUGAGGUGCCUGAGAGGAAACUCGAGUAUACGAAGGAGAUGUUGCUUCGCUUCAAGAAGGAGAUGGAGGAGAAGACACUGCAGGCUUUGAAGGGACCCGACACUGGCUUCGGGGGAGCAGGCACAUUCGCACCAAAAAAGACAUCAGUAAUGGAAGCACCGACCAAACAGGGCACGGCGUUGUCCACCAUCUUGGGUGAUGCGAGUGUCGAGGAGGAAGGUGCACCUACACAGGAGGUAGAGUUGACAUCGCUCGAGAUUAAACUGAGGAAGGUUGAACAAAUCAAACUGAAAUACGAGCAAGAAUCUCUCCUCGAUCGAGUUUCCAACCUCCUGCAAACAUUCGACGCCGAGCUCCAUGUUCUACGUCACGAGAAAUUCAAACUGGACGUGAUUAUGAAGAAUGCUGACCUGCGUCAUGUGACCUUGUUCGAGGAGUUAGUCCUGCUGAAGGAGUUUGAGAAACGUGAGAACGUCCUGGCAGCGAAGGUGGAGGGCAAACAACAAGAGAAGAUGGACAUGCAGGCAAAGGUUGUUGACUGCCAGCAGAAGUUGGAUGUGAAGCGAAAAGAUAUAGAAAAAUACCAAGAAUUGGAGAAGAACCUAACGGCUACAUUCCUGCAGACGCUUGGAGAUAAUAACAAAUUCGCCGAAUAUUUGACGAAAGUUUUUAAGAAGAAAAUCAAGAGGGCGAAGAAGAAGACAACCGAGGGAGAAGAUUCCGAUGAUGAAAGCGACGAAGAGAGCGAUGAUGAAUCUGAUUGGUCAGACGAAGAUGAGGAAUCUGAUAGCGAGGCUGGUGGCUACGAUCUUGACGUCUGCCCACCGCAGUGUGAACAGUCGCUGUACGACAACACAUGCCAGCUGCGCGAGAAACGUUUAGAUAUCGAGGAGGCGUUGUCAGAGGAGAAGAAGAUUAACGAGGCGCUCAAGAAGGAGUUGGAGAGUUUGCAGAAACGUGCCAAGGUCAUUGACAGCAAUCUGAGGACGGCUGAGGGAGACUUGGAAGCGUUCCAGCUCGAGAAGCAACAGAAACUGAACGAACUUGAUGUGGUCGUCACGCUCAAACUCCACCAGAUCCAACACAUCAUCAACGGUGUGCUGCCACAGGACCUCACCACCUGUCUCGUCUUCGAGGCGCCGGGCGUCGUACAUCUUCAGCGACGAAUCAAAGAAUUGGAACACGAGAAAAAUCUGCAGAAGAAACAACAAAAAGAGGCAAAGAAGAAACACGUCCAGCUCAUAAAAGAUCGCAAACUCUUUGAGAAGCGUAUCGGCGAGAUGGAGGAGCAGUGUAACCAGAUGAUGCUGCUCAAGUUUGGCCGCAUCGUCGACCUUGAGAAGCUCGAGACGGUGACGGUCAAUCGACAGCUGGAAGAGUUGAAAGAGAAGCUGCGUCAGAGCGAGACAGAAUGUGCCGCUGAGAUGGUACUCUGGGAGGAGAAGAUUGAACGACGAAAGGACAGAAUCACGGACCUGAUUCGUGAAAACACAAAUCGUUUAGAACAACUGAACAUGCUGCUCGGGGAGAAGAAAGAUUAUGAAGGGGAACUGGACUCGAGACAGAAAAAUCUGGGCACUGAAUUCAGCGGCAGCCGUAAAGCGGACAUCCACGAGAGACAGCGGCUCAUCCAACUCGUCCAGCUGCAGGCCCAGGAGAUUGAGGCCCUCAAGGACGAGAUCACGCUGCUCUCCCAUAAAGGAGGACACAUCCUACCACCGGCACAGCCGCCAUUGCCCGGAGCACAGAGGCAAAUGACGCAGUAAACGGGACGCGACGUUCAAAAACAUUUUGGAACUGUUAUUUCAAGCCUGGAACAGUGUUGUGCUGGGACUUGUACAAACUAUAUUCUGGUGUCAUUUUGAAACAAGAGGGACAGACUUUGAAACUCACCUCAUUCAGCUAUUGUGCUCAAGAACCCAUUAACUACCAUCUCAAUAUGUUGGUCUAGUUUAAAAUGGCCAAUGCAUUUCUGGCUGUCUACCCAAGAGAGUCUAGAUCCAUCUCUCUUGCUUCAAAAUUUUCCUCCAAUCAUACUCAAAACUUGCUUUAUUCAACUUGCGAGCCAAUCACAAGUUUAUUAUUCACUGAGGCUCGUCACAGGCUGUAGACAGCAUGUUUCUGUUCAUAAUCAUCUGGUCAGUCAGACUGAUGUCAACUUGUCGCUGUAUCAAACACCGUCCUUGAAUGGCAUCGUUAGACUGCUGAACAGUGGAAAGAUGGAUAGUUUGUUUUGAAGUCGGCAGUGUUGCUCCAGAGAUGACAUCUGCCUCAUCAAGACAUUCAUAAUCAUUCCACCUGAUGAUGCCGACCGGAGUAGGAACCGUCUGGCCAAUCUUAAUCAUUAUCAUUCCGUCCAAUACAAAUUCAAUUCAAUUCUAUUCCAGAUUGAUCAUUACGUUAUUUUAAGCUGUUAAGAUGCCUAAUCCGUCCAUAUGUAAUUAUUUGACCCUCUGAAGCCAUGCUUCUUCUAUCACGAUUUUCUAUGGUUUUAACUUUGCAAGUUCUCGGUCGAUUCUUACCCCACUGUGAUACAUGUGAAUGUGAUCAUCACGACAUCAUAAUCGUGGUUUGUAAUUAAAUUAUCAAUAAAUGAUUAUUUGUUCAUUA
Molecule: messenger RNA, 8108 nt
Organism: Lineus longissimus
Lineage: Eukaryota; Metazoa; Nemertea; Pilidiophora; Heteronemertea; Lineidae
Product: cilia- and flagella-associated protein 44-like
Exons: 31
Coding region: 50-7264 (2404 amino acids)
Molecular function (GO): protein binding
Source: RefSeq, a predicted model, not a curated record